AUGCGUGCUCCGUCCCCGCUUGCCCUUCGGAGCUGGGGCUCACGACUUGGGCCGCGCAAAUGCCUCCCAAACUCAUUGAGCCAGUCAAGAAUAAUCACUCGGCCUACAUACAGAGCAGUAGCAAGCUAUACUCACCCUCACCAUGCCUCAGCCCUCUCCGUCCUCCCCACAGUUCUGGAUACCUCCUCACAGGAGUACCGCGAAAACAGCCAACAGAUGCAAGAACUCAUAGACCGGAUGAACAGCCUACACACAACGAUCGCGCGCGGCGGACCCGAAAAAGCCCGCGAGAAGCACCUCGCACGCGGCAAGAUGCUCCCCCGAGACCGAAUCUCCGCCCUGAUCGAUCCAGGCACCUCCUUCCUUGAGCUGUCCGCGCUAGCUGGACACGGAGUCUACGAGGAGGAUGUGCCGGCUGGUGGAAUCAUUACCGGUAUUGGAAUGGUCGAGGGUGUCAACUGCAUGAUUGUUGCCAAUGACAGCACCGUCAAGGGCGGCACGUACUACCCCAUCACAGUGAAGAAGCACCUUCGCGCACAGGCAAUCGCCCAAGAAAACCGCCUCCCUUGCAUCUAUCUCGUCGACUCUGGUGGCGCAAAUCUACCUCACCAGGCAGAUGUAUUCCCGGACCGUGAUCACUUCGGCCGUAUCUUCUUCAACCAGGCUCGCAUGAGCUCCCUCGGUAUCCCACAGCUCUCCGUUGUCAUGGGACCCUGCACAGCAGGUGGUGCAUACGUGCCUGCAAUGAGCGACGAGACCAUCAUCGUCGAGAACCAGGGUACCAUUUUCCUGGCGGGCCCGCCUCUCGUCAAGGCCGCAACUGGCGAAGUGGUUUCCGCCGAGGACCUCGGUGGCGGCCAGCUGCAUUCUAGCAUCUCCGGUGUCACGGAUUACCUGGCCGUCGACGAUGCCCACGCUCUCAUCCUUGCCCGUCGCUCUGUCGCAAACCUCAACUACCCAACAACGACCACUCCGUUGCAGCUAGAAAACGGUAAUGGGGAUUCACUCGUCAUCAAGGAACCGCUGUACGAUCCCAAUGAGUUGAACGGUAUCGUCGGCACGAACCUGCGCCGGCAGAUCCCCGUGCACGAGGUCAUCGCGCGUAUUGUUGAUGGAAGUGAAUUCGCCGAGUUUAAGCGUGAUUACGGCUCCACGCUGGUGACGGGCUUCGCGCGCAUCCACGGCCACCGUGUUGGAAUCGUUGCUAACAACGGCAUCUUGUUCUCCGAGUCCUCCCUCAAGGGAGCGCACUUCAUUGAGCUCUGCGCCCAGAGGCGCAUUCCUCUCGUCUUUUUGCAGAAUAUCUCUGGCUUCAUGGUCGGCGCUGAUGCCGAGAAGGGCGGUAUCGCGAAGAACGGCGCUAAGCUUGUCACGGCUGUUGCGUGUGCCGAUGUGCCUAAGUUCACUGUUGUAUUCGGGUCCAGUGCUGGUGCUGGAAAUUACGGAAUGUGUGGUCGCGCCUACUCUCCUCGUCUUCUCUUCAUGUGGCCUAAUGCUAAGAUUGGCGUUAUGGGCUCUGAGCAACUUUCGGCUGUUAUGGAGGCUGUUGGGCGGUCUGCUGAUCCGGCUUUGAAGGAGCGUAUUGACCGGGAAUCUGAGGCGACGUUCUCGUCGGCUCGGCUGUGGGAUGAUGGUGUUAUUCCUCCCGCUCAAACGAGGAAGAUGUUGGGGUUGGGUCUGACUGCUGCGCUCGGUGGGAAGGCUGAGCCGGAUGUGCAGACCAGGUUUGGCGUGUUCAGGAUGUAG
Messenger RNA from Penicillium bovifimosum, 1746 nucleotides. RefSeq names its product putative 3-methylcrotonyl-CoA carboxylase, beta subunit (MccB). Gene Ontology annotation, cellular component: methylcrotonoyl-CoA carboxylase complex; mitochondrion. Gene Ontology annotation, molecular function: methylcrotonoyl-CoA carboxylase activity. Bases 1 to 1746 code for a protein of 581 amino acids. The record is from RefSeq and is a predicted model, not a curated record. Gene Ontology annotation, biological process: L-leucine catabolic process. The transcript is spliced from 2 exons. NCBI's taxonomy places the organism in Eukaryota, Fungi, Ascomycota, Eurotiomycetes, Eurotiales, Aspergillaceae.